CGCGGCCAAGAGCCUUGUCUUGAACUUCGUCCAUGCUAUCGUGGACACUGGCAGUUUUCAGUUUUCAUAGUCCUUUGUAUGCUCGAAUUACAGUCUCUUCAAUUUGAAGACGAAUACAACCAGUUCUGGAGCACCGCCCGCAGAUCAUCUCCUAUGCCAAUAAUGUUCACAAUGCCGAGGCUACCAUGCCUGACGCAUUACAACGCACAUCUUCUCAGAGCACGCCUGUCGUACUGUCCUCCCUCAGUCAAGGUUGGUCCCCAUGUUAUCGAUGGACAAUAAGCAGCUCUGUCAGGUCCAGAAGGUACACCCAUUCACUCUGAAGAAACACCAAGAAUAACCUCGGCAUCCCUUCCAAGUGCACGAGAGGUCAACCGAAAGUGCAUGCCUACGAACAGCUAGGCCAGACCGGGAAAUGCAUCCUGCUCAGGACGAUUUGAGGAACAGGAUAUGGCUUCCGGAUGUUCCGUGAAGCAGUUGGAUCAUGGACAUACGGACUCAAGGCUUAUCAAGUAUAGCACAGGUAUUUCGCGGAGGUUUCCGUUCUUGUUUCUACUUGGUCUAGAAGUUGCUGGAGCUGGAUCCAGCAUGAUUCAGACGUGCGUGUAUAAUCUGACCACCCGAACACGUACGGCUGAUUGUUCCUGCCGUUGUACAUGCAGGCUACUGGCCGGGAUAAUUCAUCUUUCCCGUACUCAAGAACAUGGAGAGGUGUUUUUGUACCGUUCAACAUGGCCCUAUGACAUUCUGCGAAGGCGUUAGAGGUUGGUGAUGUUGUGGAUCUUCCAAGCACUGGGGCGCUUGCCCUGUCACCUUCUGGCGUCAAUAUCAAACGUAUGGUUAGCACCCCGCGCAAAAGGUCGAAAGUGGCAGAUUCGGCCGCUGGUAUGGCUAUUGAUCUCUCAAGCAGCAAACCCCCUCAUUCAAGUCGUGAUCUCAUUGAAGUGGAGCAGCGUGGUACUAAUGGACAGCACUGAGAGAUUUUUGGAGCAGCUGGCUCUGGUACGAGCAACAAGACUGGAACUGAAGGACUGAAGCGAGCACAAUGGGGUGAGACGAGUACAGGUACCUUGUCCGAAGUAACAGCUUGAUUUGGACUCGCUCACGAAGGGGUUGAGUCGUCGACAAUAACAAUAAACCCAGAACAUGUGCUUGGAGCGCCCGUGCGAAACGGGUGAAAGUAUGCACGCUUGGUCCCAUGUGUUGCAACCUCACAGCUUGAGUUCAAAUAGCGUCCGACUCAACUCUCUCGGCCAACCGUUUCUCCACAUCACCGGACGGGCGACCGAGUACAUUCCACGCCGUUUGGGCUUUUCCGGGGCCACCUUGGUUGGCGACAGAUCCUUGCUACAAGUACUGCCAGACAUCGAACGUUCCUGUCAGGUUCAGUUCGACGAAUCCCGUACUGCCUAGGUAGUAGUGGCCAGGCCUGCUGGUGGCUUUCUGUCCCGCCCACGUGGCGCAACCCCGAUCCUUACAGCAGAUCAUCAGCAAUGACAAGAACCGCAUGGCGGACAAUCUGACUUUGCUAUCUCAAAUUACUGGUACUCAGCCACGGUACACGGAGCCGUUUAUCAUGCCAAGAAUAAAACGAGCCAGUCUGUGGCAGCCCAUAACCAGAGCACAGACCACUAUCAGGUCAACACUCCCGCCCGUGGCAAUAUUAUUGCGUUAGGCUCCCAACGCCCGGAGAGGAGCGGAGUGCGAAAAGCAGCCCAUCCGCCAGAAGUAGAAUCAAACCGCGCGCACUAUUCAGGAGGUUGGUCUAGGCCUCGAUUGAAUCUCGACUUCACCUUCCCCAGACUGCAGUCGAAAGGUCUCUGAACAAGCGACUUGGCGCCCGUUGCCGGUCUUUCCCGCACACACCCUUUACAACGUUGUACAACAAUCUUCGUGGCUCCAGUGGUGCAGCUCCGAUUCGGCUGCACGGAUUGUCGAGCUAAGCCCUGUGCUGCGUCAUCGGGAUCGAUCGAAAGGAGGCCCGAUUCCUGAUAUGCGGACCUCUUAAUCCUGCGCCAAAUAUGGAGGUUAUUCGAUUUCCCAUCCAAAUGCAGCGAUAUGGAUUUCCCAAGCGAAGUCUCUCGUGAUAGGCUCAGUAUUUGUCACUACUGCGGACCCAGUGCGAAAGUACCUCAAGCCGAAUACUUAUCCCACCGAGAGCAGCCUUUAACUGCUCCAAACCGGGAGACAACCAUUUCCAGUAUCUCGACUGCUGCAUCGCUUCAGCGAUAUAGCCUUUCUAGGACCGUUGCAGGGACUGUUUUUAUCAAUAAUAAUGGGAUUGGGUUUCCGCGGAGAGCAUGACGAAGACGAGAAUUCCAGGGGUAGACACCACUGCAGAUGGUCUGAGCGGCCCCCAAGUCAAACCCGUAAGCGUGGACAGCGUCUGUGCACCGCUAUCUAGUGAACUUUGGUAGGUCUUGUAUGGAUCCCAAAAACUGCCGCGGGCUUGACGUUUGUUAUUCUCGAAAUGAUCCCUUUUUGGGUCGUUUGGGCACUGCGAAAGUGGUUUUCGGUUUUUACAUCACCGCCACCCACAUCCUGAGAAGCAGAGUUCUGUAAAGCCACUGGGGAUCGCAUAGCGCUGUCCAUCAAUCAACACGAGCCGUUACCGUGCUAUAUGACUGUCAAGAUAUCCCUUGCUCCAGGAUCGACAUCAAUCCCCUUGCAUGACCACUGGAUAACGUGACUCUCCCUCGACAGCACAAUUUAAGUUCGCCUUGGAGACUACCCACGUGUUAUCAUCCCUCGACCAUUCUCCGUGUGAUUGUGCUGAAAACACAUAACAAGCAUUCAUUGCCGCCGUGUCGGGAAGGACAUGUCGACCCUGCAGGUUUUGAUCGUGGGUGGCAGUAUCGGUGGGCUGGCGACCGCUCUUGCAUUACGGUCACAGGGACAUCAUGUCAAGAUAUACGAACAGACAGGCGUUCCCAACAGCGUUGGGGCGGGAAUCACUGUCUAUCCCAAUGCAUUAUCCGCACUUCAGGCGUUGGGUGUCGACUUGGCACAAGUCCGUGCAACCAGAGUCCAGGAACUGAUCAGAUUACGGAUGGAAGAAGAUGGCACCACCCAAAGCGACACGUUUGAGCUAGACGAGCACACUUGGCCCUGGCACAACACGACAUACCAAGACUUGUGUGCGUCACUCUGGAACGCUCUCCAAGAGACCAAAAGCGGUUGUCCUAAGAUCGAGUAUUAUACCGGGCGCCCCGUGUAUCGAGUCGAUCCAGCCAAGGGAAUCGUCUACUUUGUGGACGGGUCUGAAGUGCAGGGAGAUGUGAUCAUCGGUGCGGACGGCGUGCAUUCGAUUUGCAGGUCCUUUGUGUUCAGUGGUAAGACUGAGAGAUUUCGGUUGAAGCGACACGUUUUCCGAGCCCAAAUCCCGCGCGAGGCGCUGGCAGACGACUCGCGGACAUGCCAGUUCGUCAAGCAACCCGGUCAACUGCACGCUUACCAUCAUAAAGACAAGAGUCUGCUGGUCUAUCCAGCAUCGGACGGUCAAGUCAUCUGCAUCAAACUGUUGUACGACGAUCGAAUGGCGAUCCGGAACCUCAGCAAAGACUGGAGAGACCCGGCAAGCAAGACGAAACUGAUGCGGCUUGCCGAAGGAUUUCCCGAAGAAUGCUUUGCCCUUCUCCAAAGGAUCCGCGACCGAGACCUGCUGGACCAGCCGAUCUGGGACAUGGACCCGUUGGCCACUUUCCAAUGCCACCGGCUAGCCCUGGUGGGUGACGCAGCGCAUCCCAUGCCGCCGUAUUGCGGCCAGCGGAUUGCCAUGGCUUUGGAAGACGCGCUCGCUUUGGGAGUUGUCCUGGAACCCGGCCUCUCGCCGAGCGAGGUUGAGGAUCGCCUGAAGCUCUAUUCGCGCACCCGGAAAGUGCGUGCUGAAGCUAUACAGGAGACGAUUCGGGGGUUGGAAGAGAUCAGCAUCUGUGACAUUUUGAACAAUUUCGAUCCCUCCCCGUUCCGCCACUAUAUCCUCGAUCAUGACGAACAAGCCCAUACCAGGCAAGCGUUGAUCGCGUGGAAGAAACAGCAUUGCGUCGCGGUGUUCAACAUCCCCCUUGAAAGCACGGAAAGCGCGGAGACUCGCAGACCAAGCGCCGUGGGAUCGAUACUGUCCUUCAAGAGACACCAUCCAAGUGAGGGAUUGCCGCCGAGAAAGUGGUGGUCGGUCAGGAUGAAGGCGCCCAAACCUUGGUCACGAGUAUUUGGCUGAAGUGCUGGAUAAGGGGGAUGAUAAUCUGAGGAUCCGCAGGCCUCCAAAGUCGUCAGCAUGGCCGCCGAGGCGAAAAAAGGAUAAGUUGUGACAUGUGGGCUGCAGUGACAGACUGCGAAAAUGAUAGAUGGCUGAUAUGGUUUGACUUCACGGAUUGGUUAGAGCGCUGGAGUUGGGGAAGAGGGCAACGACACAGCGCAAUGAGCGUGUUGUUGGUGUUAGGACAAAACAAAAGAUAGGUAUAGAUACCCAGGCGCAUGAUCAUGGAUGGGUAGUACCUAGGUAUUGGAGUUUACAAUGUUCCCUAGAACAGACCACGCUUAUCUGAUUCGAUAUAAUCCCAUCAAGACUUUUCAAACUCGGA
Exophiala dermatitidis NIH/UT8656 is the source of this 4583-nucleotide messenger RNA. RefSeq names its product salicylate hydroxylase. The transcript has 5 exons. The record is from RefSeq and is a predicted model, not a curated record. Gene Ontology annotation, molecular function: monooxygenase activity; FAD binding. The coding region runs from base 2819 to 4219 and encodes 466 amino acids. NCBI's taxonomy places the organism in Eukaryota, Fungi, Ascomycota, Eurotiomycetes, Chaetothyriales, Herpotrichiellaceae.